AUGGUCGCUACCAUCUUCUCCUCCUGGAGGACGGGUCCCUCCCGCGCUUUCCUCCUUGGCCUGUUACUAUGCGCGUGGCACGGCGCGGUCGCGGAGGACGUUUCCUUUUAUAAGUCGCGGCCAGACCUCUCUCCUCCUGUUUUCCACAUCGACCGCUCCGUGCCCGAAAAGCUGGCCCCAGGCUAUAUUUUUAUUACCCCUUACGAGGCCCGGAACCCGGGCCCUUAUAUUUUCGAUAAUACUGGGGAAUUAGUAUGGAGCGGCUGGGGUGUCUCAGGGCCGGGCAAUGCCCACGGCAUGCAUGUAUGCAAAUAUAAGGACGCCGACCACUUAUGCUUUUUCCAGGGCAACCAGCAGAAGGGGUACUGUCGCGGACAUGGGGUGAUCUUGGACGAUUCGUACCGCGUUGUCCGGUCCGUGCAGCCGGGCGGGGGCAUGGCUUCAAGUGACAUGCACGAGUUUCUUCCGAUCAACGACGGCAAGACCGCGCUUAUGACCGUCUACCAGCAGCGCCAAUUCGAUAUGACCCCGUGGAACGUCAAGACCGGGGUGGGGUGGUUGAUGGAGAGUGUCUUCCAGGAAGUCGAUGUCGAGACGAGUCAAGUGUUGUUCGAGUGGCGCUCCCUGGACCAUGUCGACCCGUCGAUGAGCUAUACCUGGCCCUCGCAUACCGAUACCUCCGGUACCGGGUUGAACGCGGGCGAACCCUGGGACUACUUCCAUAUCAACUCGGUCGAUAAGAACGGAGACGGCGACUACCUGAUCUCGUCCCGACAUACGUGCGCCAUCUAUAAAAUCUCGGGCAAGGAUGGCUCGGUCCUCUGGCGACUGCACGGCGCAAGCCCGACUUUCCGCAAUAUCAACUUUAGCUUUUCACAGCAGCACGACGCGCGGUGGUUGUACGAGAAUGCCACUCACUCGGUGCUUUCUCUCUAUAAUAAUGGCUACAAUGGCUAUAAUCGGACACAUGACUACUCGUCCGGCAUGAUCAUUCUUAUCGACCACGUGGAGAAUACGGCGACGCAGAUCCGCGAAUAUGCUCCUGCGAUUCCCGAUUUGGCCAGCUCCAGUCAGGGUAACCUGCAGCGUCUGCCGAACAAGAAUGUCUUCAGUGGAUGGGGGAACAACCCCUUUGUGUCGGAGCACGACGAGGCUGGUAACCUGCUGCUCUGGGCCACUUUUGCCACUGACACUGUCAUGAAUUACCGUGCGCAGAAGUUCGAGUGGGAGGGCAAUCCCACCGACUCCCCUGCGCUCUGGGCGUAUUCUCGAACCUCGGAGCCCUUUUCGCCCACGAGCUUCUACGUCAGUUGGAAUGGCGCCACGCGCGUCCAGGCCUGGCGAUUCUUCGGCUCCCACAACAUGACCGGGCCCUAUACUUUGCUGGACGAGGUUCCGAAAACUGGCUUUGAGACGGAGUAUACCAACGCCAGCUUCUAUCUCUGGACGCGCGCUGAGGCCAUUGGCGAGAAUGGAGUUGUGCUGGGCAAGUCGGAGAUCAAGUACACCUUCGUUCCGUCCCCGGAGCUUCGCGAGUUCUGCCAAGACGAGACCUGCCUCGACGCCCCGGGCUAUGGGUACCCCGGCGAGGACGCGGCCGGGCCGCUCAUCCCCCCGGCCGGCGUCAAUACCGUGCCAUGGGUCGACCCCGACCACGACGGUGCGAUCUGGACGUACCCCUCGGGCUUCCCGCAUACGAGCCCGGCCCCCGUCGUCUUCCCCAACAAAUGGCGUUCCAGGAACUUGCUCGUUUGGGGCGCCGCCAUCGCGAUCUUCCUCCCUCUUCUGGCUGGCAUUUACUUCGGCUGCCGAUAUCAUCUACGACAGCAACGGCUGGGUCCGUUGGACGACGACCAAGAGUUAUCCGAGCCGCUAAACGGCACGGCCAAGCAAAACGCUCCACCGCCGACGACAUAUCUUCCCUGGUGGAAUUGGCGCCGGUGGACCGCCGAGCAACCAACCCAUUACUUCCCGCUCGCUGAUCGCAGUCCCCCUGGGCGCGAGCGGGCAGAGUAA
Messenger RNA from Penicillium canariense, 2016 nucleotides. Its product is annotated as arylsulfotransferase family protein. The transcript has 4 exons. NCBI's taxonomy places the organism in Eukaryota, Fungi, Ascomycota, Eurotiomycetes, Eurotiales, Aspergillaceae. The record is from RefSeq and is a predicted model, not a curated record. Bases 1 to 2016 code for a protein of 671 amino acids.